Molecule: messenger RNA, 2929 nt
Organism: Cynoglossus semilaevis (tongue sole)
Lineage: Eukaryota; Metazoa; Chordata; Actinopteri; Pleuronectiformes; Cynoglossidae
Gene: cimap1d
Product: CIMAP1 family member D
Exons: 5
Coding region: 1846-2598 (250 amino acids)
Cellular component (GO): cytoskeleton
Source: RefSeq, a predicted model, not a curated record
CCCCUUCUCAAACAACAGACAUGUUAGACAAGUUAUUUUUUUGUUUAUCAUGGCUGUAUCCUAAUUAUCAUAUACUUUUUUACGACAAUGUCGACAAUGGUAUCUAUUGGUAAAGAGUCGGAAAGUCGUGCACCAGGGCAUACCAGCUGACAUGUUUCUCAAACUGCUGCAUCUGCGUCUGCUCUCCAGUCAACUCUUCACCUUACCUACCUUGAGUUUUGAUUGUACAGUUGAUAAGCUAUUGUGUUUAUUCUUUGGUUUGUUUAUUCUGUCGUUUUGAAUUGACUUAUGAAGCGUUCAACCUUAAAAAUCAACAAUGAAGUUUAAAGAUUUGUGUAAAUAUACCAAAUUUGAUUAGAUGUAGCCCCGAGUCAUAUAAACAUUGUGCUUUUUAAAACAAGAAUUAAAAAAUAAACAUGUUUUGAUGCUGUAUAUGUACAUUUAAAAAAAUAAUGCUUAAAUUCCCCCUCACUUCUUUAACAACCUCGUCUCUGCAGCGGCAGCGGGUCAGAAGGCUCCGUUUCCCGGUUCCCUUUGAAAAGUUAGUUAAGUCUGGAGAUAAUUUCCUGCCUGCAGUACGCUGCAUUACAACUAUGCUGCUUCAGAAGUCCCUUUGCUUUGAUAACUGACUCCCUGACCCCUGGCAAGCGGCAGCGUUGGAGGGAGAAAGCAUGCUCACGUCUGUUUCAGUUUCUACUGUACACAUUCCUGAGCUGGGAUGUGCAUCAUUUUCCUGUUUCUUGCUGCUAACAGCAGAUAUGUGUUACCAAAGCUGCAGCUGCAAUAGCAUUAGGAGCCUGUAAAAGUUUAAUAUUGCUUUUCUGCACAGACUACUUGUCCGCCCACUUGUUACUCUGGCCUACCGCUCCAUCAUGACUUUUAAACAACUCCUCCAAAUUCCAACUACAAAUUACCAGUGGGAUUAGCAAAGAUCAAAGGUGGCUAAGCUGUAACCUCGUCUGUUUGACCUGGUGCCAAAGAUAAGGAAGCAGAGGGUGGCUGGUUUGAUUUCCAGCUGUAUGUUGUCAGUUUAUGACUUGAUCCGUGGGUCUGUCGUAGCUGCUCCAGGUGUGCUGCACUGCAUCUGACCCCACAUCUGUGAUAGGGCUCUAUUUCCAUCACAGUGCUCUCAUGGGAGGAAAAUACACACACACAAACAGUAUGGCCUGCACAUGUGCUCACCUGAAGUCAUCUGUGGGCCGACGGAAUACGGAGGCGUUCAGUGAAGUGGAAAAAAGCUUGGAUGUGGCAGCACAUGCUUGUUGAUCACAGUACAUUAAAAUAUUUGUCUUCCUGGAUUCAUGUGUUGUGAAGGCCCUGUAGUACAGAAGGGUUAUUUUACCCAAACUUUGUUGUGACACCAGGGGAUCCUGCCCUGCAGUGAAGUCUCUGUGGAAACUGCAUGCAUGGUUAAAGAGUGAUAUUGUGUCUCCACGCCGCAUUGAGCAGAAAGAGUGAAAAGGGAAGGAGGGAGCGGGGGAUCCUGGUUUCAUGCUUUGCGGGGGGGGAGCUAGCAUUACAUGAAAGUGAAUCUGACUGAUGACAUUAUUGUUCCUAGGCAGCAGUCGAGUGCAACUCUACAUCCACUACUGAGAAGGGAGCCUCGGCCAUUGGUCUGUGCCAACGGCCGUAGAGUAUUUUGGGUUAAAUCCAGUGACUUUAACUGUGCACACUGAUAUUAAAAGAUUUGUUCUGGAUCAUCUGUGCUCCAGGUUUGGAGAGUUCUUUGGGACACAGGUGAAAGUGAACAUGGAAUAGUUAAAGUUAAAGACUGUUUUGCAACCUGCCCUUGGUCUUGCUGAAAGGUAAUUGUGUGUGAAUCAUCAUCACGUCUACAAAGACUCGAUGGAGAAAAAAUACCCUGCGAUUUCAGGAAGAGAAAAGGGACCAGGUCCUGGUCGCUAUGGGCUUCCUCCAACCAUUGGAUUUAAUGGACACGACUUCACCAAACCCACCAGUCCUGCUUACUCCUUUCACGGCAAGAUGAGUGACAGUAUAUAUUCUGUUGACUGCAGUCCUGGCCCGCAGUACUAUGUUGAUGCAAAGAUCACACGCUUUGGGAAGGAUGGUACUCCUGCAUACUCCAUGUUAAGCAGAAUCAAAAGACAGAAGGAUCUGUUCCAGACACCUGGACCUGGUGCAUACAGCCCAGAGAAAGCUCCUCCAUGCAACCUACAGCGCAGACCACCAUCCUACACAAUGGGUACACGCACGCACUACCGCAGCAUGGACGCCGUACCUGCUCCUAACAAGUACCAUCUCCCUCCACUCAUGGGGCCUAAAGUACCAAACAAACCAGCCAGUGCAUGCUACACCAUGUCAGCUAGUUACAGCCCUGGUGGGCCCUCUGUGGAUUUAGCACAGACACCGGGGCCCUGCAGGUACAACACUACAGACCCAGGUGUCUAUCUGCACAGACAACCAGCGUUUUCCAUUCUGGGACGACACAGUUCACCCAAAGACAAAACGAAAAUUCCGGGUCCUGGAACUUACAAUCCAGAGAAAGUGACAGUGCACAAACCUCGGGCCCCGUCCUUUUCUUUAGGGGUCAGACACUCUGAAUUUGUAACUCCACUGGUUGUUAAUGUUUCUGAUUGAACAUUCAUCCUUUAAAGUAGAAGCAAGAAAAAGUUUUUAGAAAGUGACAAAACAAAUAUUUGAGAUUUAAAGAUAACACAAUUUAUUUUGUUUCUUCUAUGACAACAAGCUUAUACCAUUCACAACUCAGUGAAAAUAAAAUAUCUAGAAGUAUCAUAUAUACAAAACAGUCAGUAAUAGAGAGAACAUAAAAUGUCCAGACACAGAAAUCACACUUGGAAAAUUACCAGGCUCUAGAAUAAAAUAAUCCUAUGCCCUCAUGACGACUCAGUAAAUAAGAAAAUAUAGAAAAUGGCGAAAAUAAAAACAUUAAAAAUAAAGAACUGACAGG